Molecule: messenger RNA, 4468 nt
Organism: Oncorhynchus gorbuscha (pink salmon)
Lineage: Eukaryota; Metazoa; Chordata; Actinopteri; Salmoniformes; Salmonidae
Product: transmembrane protein 87A-like
Exons: 19
Coding region: 24-1778 (584 amino acids)
Biological process (GO): retrograde transport, endosome to Golgi
Cellular component (GO): membrane; Golgi apparatus
Source: RefSeq, a predicted model, not a curated record
CAGCUAUACCACAUGCUGAAAACAUGGCUGCUUCUGUACGGGUGAGGACGUGGAACACAUCUAGCUCAGUGAAAACCUGGCUCCUUUAUUUGGCAGGGAUUAUUUUACUAGGAGAUGUAAAUAGCGGGGUGAUGGCAGCUCCAGAACCAGGACAGUGGAUAAUUACAGUUGUCAAUACCUCAAGACCAUUGCUUUUGAGGAAAUCUAUGUAUAAAGACACUGAUAUCAAAUUGAAAGUUGUGUCCUUUGGAUGUCCAGAGGAGAUGACUUUUACCAUUCAAUGGUACUUGAAAUACUACCCCUGUCACAACGAGUUCAAUAAUAUUGAGGAAAUGUAUGAGAGGACGCCACUGAGUCGAGGACAGAGUAUGGAUCCUAACCCUCUAGGACAAGGGGAAUGCAUUGAGCACAAGCACAAGCCCUUGACCUGCAACGAUGACCUGCGAUACUUCCCAAUGCUAAAUAAAGCCAAGGUGGAACCACGGACAGUUGUCCCGCCCAUGGAAGGGGCGGCACCGGGUUCGGAUGAGAACUACACCAAAUGGACAAUGGAGGAGUACGACAAAGUCAGCGGUGUGAAGAAUUCCAGUGUGUCACUUAAAGAUGAUGUCAUUGCCACCACGUGGAAGGAUGGCCCCUAUCUGUUUGUGGUGGUGAUUAAAUCUAACAAACAGGAAGCCAACUGGAAUUUAACUGUAAACGUUGUAAUGAAAGGAACUCACGGCUACAUCUCCAUCACUGAAUGGCCUCUCAUGAUCUUCUACAUGGUGAUGUGUAUAGUGUACAUCCUGUACUCGUUACUCUGGUUCAUGUGGGCUGCCUGUUACUGGAAGGACUUACUGCGGAUCCAGUUCUGGAUAGCUGGAGUCAUCUUUCUGGGCAUGGUGGAGAAGGCUGUGUUCUGUGCUGAGUACGAGAACACCAACGGUGUCGGGGCAGCUUCUCCAGGCCUGUUGAUCUUUGCUGAGCUCAUCUCUGCCCUGAAGAGAACCCUGGCACGGCUGCUGGUCAUUAUUGUUAGUCUGGGAUAUGGUAUAGUCAAGCCUCGACUGGGUACUGUGAUGCACAGAGUGGUGGGACUAGGCGUCCUGUAUUUUGCCUUUGCUGCUAUCGAAGGUGUGCUUAGGAUCACUGGGGGUCGUGACAAUGGCCUUUCCCUCAUCACAAUCGUUGUUCUAGUUGUGAUGGACUCCUGUAUCAUCUGGUUCAUAUUUGUGAGCCUGGCUCAAACUAUAAAGACACUGAAGCUGAGGAGAAACCCAGUCAAACUGUCUCUCUACAGACACUUCACGAACACACUCAUCUUUGCCAUCAUAGCUUCAAUCAUUUUCAUGGUGUGGACGACAAAAAAAUUCCGGCUAGCAGAUUGUCAGUCGGACUGGAUGGAGCUGUGGGUAGAUGAUGCCUUCUGGAGGUUCCUCUUCUCCGUCAUACUGCUGGUUAUCAUGUUCUUAUGGAGACCAUCUGCUAACAACCAGAGGUAUGCAUUCACUCCUCUGAUGGACGACUCUGAUGAUGAGGAGAUCGAGGACUUCCUGGUGUCAGCUAAUUUGGCUGACGGCAUAAAGUUGAGAGCAACCAACUCCAGGAUUGAGACAAACGGUUCUGCCAUGCCUUCAGGACCCAACCCGGAUGAAGACAUGAAAUGGGUGGAAGAGAACAUUCCUACCUCUUUGUCAGACGUUCUUUUCCUCUUUCAUUAUAGAGCGUUGCCUGUCCUUCUCGACUCGGAUGAGGAAAUAAUGACCACAAAAUAUGAAAUGUCCAAGAUGGAGUAACAUGGAAAGUCUUCCUCCCACCCAUGGUGGAUGCAGAGCAUCUCUACCUCGGGUUCCUAAUGCAUGGCAUGGAAUAGACAGAUCAUCUGGAGCACGACACUUCUCCAAUCCUAGUCCUAGGGCUGUUUAGGCUGAGACUCAGACCUCUGAUCCUCUGUAAAACACUACUGUGGCUUAACGCAACACCUCUGACUUGGCGAUCAGCAGGGUCCUAUUCAUUGGGCAUCAAAUGGAUUAAAACUGGGAGGUACUACUUCAACUUGUCCAAUAAGAAAUACUUGUUUUAGUUUUCCUUUCCAGAGUGUUUGUUACGGUGUACUCUAAUGUAUUCAACCGAUGUUAUAUGUGGGCAACAGAAAAUCUCACCUGCAAUACUCCUAUUCUGUGUGUCCCAAAUGGCACCCUGUUCUCUAUAUAGGGCAUUGCUUUUGGCCAUGGCCCAUAAGGUUUUAUAGGGAAUAUGGUGCCUUUUGACCAUGGCCCAAAAGGUUUUAUAGGGAAUAUGGUGCCUUUUGACCAUGGCCCAAAAGGUUUUAUAGGGAAUAUGGUGCCUUUUGGGAUGUAACUUAUGAGACUUCUGUUCCAAAAACCCAGCUUCACUCUGUUAAAUGCUGUAUGUAUUUAUUAACAUUUUUUUUUCUCACUGAACUUGACUUUUAUAGGAGAAAGGAACAAGCUGGUAUAUUUCAACACCAAUUGGACACACUGCAUAAUAACAUUACCAAUAUUAUUUUGAUAGUUGAUAAUAUUCAGAGGUGUAUAGUAAACAUUAUUUAUUAUAUAUUUCACUAAGUGAAGCUUUAUUGUUUCCUAACCAAAGUAUAAUGUGAUGUGGGAGAGUUUGUGCAUUUUUGUCUAGGCUGGGACACAGAAUUCAUACGUGCAGUGUGUUACGCAGUACUAAACAGAAGUGUUCUGGAUAAUGUCCGUGUACAAUUGCAGGACUGGUCUGUUCAGGAGGAUGUAACAUUACAGAAUGUUUAGAUAGAAACACAAGGAAUAGAGCUGACAUGAUUCCCUAUUCUAUCUACUAUCAAUGAGAAAUCACUGAAUGGACCCCUGAGGUUGGUAGAGGCAGUACUGUAAUUGAGGCUUACGUCAUUGAGGAGUUGUGUGUUUGAAUGUGAGUGGAGGGAAUCUUUAGCCUGGUUCCAGAUCAGCAAUAACAGCGUUACAAUGGCCAUAGGAGUUGGCAAGACGGCACAAACACAUCUGGGAUCAGGCUAGGAAGUCCUCUGUUUCCGCUAGUUAAAUAAAGAGCAAUAUUAUAUAGUACCCUCCCUUUAUCUGUUUUACAUUGCUUGUGCACCAAAUGGUACCCUAUUCCCUAUAGCAGGGGUGCCAAGCUCAUUCCAUGUAAGGCUGAGUGUCUGAAGGUUUUAGUUUUUUUCCUUUCAAUUAAGACUUAGACAAUCAAGUACAAAGGAGGAGUGAAAACCCACAGAUGCUCAGUCUUCCAUAGAAUGAGAUUGUAAAGAAUGCCCUAUAUAGUGCACUACUUUUGACCAGAUCCCUGUGCGCCCUGGUAUAAAGUAGUGUGCACUAUAUAGGGGAUAGGGUGCUAUUUGGGACAAAAAUUGUUAUUUAUGUUUAAGUGUACUUACAACUUGCUAUAUUUAGUUUACUCUAGGUACAUUCAUGGGGAUGUUGUUAUUGUGUGAUAAGUUUUAAUGUUAUUUCUGAUUUGUUGUCAUCUGUCUAGCUUUUUCUAAAACUCUUUUUAGAGGGCAAACUAUUGGAAAUGACUCUUGUCUCGUUGAUUAAUUAAUGCGUUUUGUUUUGCCGUUGAAACGGGGAUGUGUCUCUCCAUCUUAUGUUCUGUAAUGGUAUAACACUUUCAAAGUACAGAUUUUUUUUGUGCACCAUUUCUGUAACGGCAAUCGGUACUGGUGCCAGUUAGAUUGUGCCUGAAGUCUUCAGCUGUAUGAGACUGGGGGGGGGGUGUUGUGUGGACAUUCCCAUUUCCAAAUAGGAUGAUGUUGUAUUGGUCCAUGUUAUGCUCUGCAGCCUUCACCUAGGUUAGGGAGUUAUGAUUUCACUCACAACCUCAACUAUUUCCUAGGACCUGUCCAGAAACAUUCCCUACCCACUAGAUUGUCUUACAUCUGUCCAAUCCUUGCAUAAGUAGGGUGUAGUUGUCAGUUUGGGAAUCAGGCCCUAGUAUAUGUAGUGCUUUCCCUAACUUGUAUAAAUUCAUAUUAAGAUUCUUACUCAGACCCUGACAUUCUUCUCUUUAUGAUCAACUGUAUGUCUGUCUCAGAGUUGGUUAUUUUCACUUAAGACUGGUUUUGUCUGACUGUUAGUGCUGUUAUAUUAUUUACUGCCUGAUACCUUUUUGGAAGGUUUAACAUCUUCAAAGCUAUGCUUUAACUUUUAAACACAGGGCCUGUGUUCAUAAAGCGUCGCAGUACGAGUGCUGAUCUAGGAUCAGUUUGACCUUCUAGAUCGUAAUGGACACCUGAUUCCGAUUGGCACGCCUACUUUGAAAUGCUUAGUAAUGUAGAUAUGGCUCCAGAUCAAUGUGGCUUGUUUGUCCUUUUUAUUUCUGUUGACAGAGCAGAGAGAGAGAACAGCACCAUGUUAUUAGUAUGCCAAACUGUAAAUCUGUAUGAUGUUUGUUGAAAAUCUUUGUUUUCUGAUCUAUUUCAAUACGAUGGUUAAUUUAAUUGUAAAUAAAAAUGUUUUACAAA